CGGCCACCCCACGAAUCGCGCACCAUUCCUCGCUCACCACCAUCGCACCGCACGCCCUCGCCUCCGACAGCGACCGCGCAACCGCGUCGUCCCCCGGUUCCUCUCCUCCGCAGCCGGCAGCCGCCAAGACAGCCGGGAAGACCCACCAGAGCAAAGCUAGCGCUCCACGGAGGCGACGAUGACGACGAGCUCAGCCAACUCCGCGGCGUCCCCGGCCGUGUCCGGCCUCGACUACGACGAGACUGCGCUCACCCUCGCCCUCCCGGGCUCCUCCUCCGACCCCGCCGCCGCCGCCGACCGCAAGCGCGCCCACGCCGACCACGACAAGCCGCCCUCCCCAAAGGCGCGGGCGGUGGGGUGGCCGCCGGUGCGCGCGUACCGGCGCAACGCGCUGCGCGACGAGGCCAAGCUCGUCAAGGUGGCCGUCGACGGCGCGCCGUACCUGCGCAAGGUGGACCUGGCGGCGCACGACGGGUACGAGGGCCUGCUCCGCGCGCUGCACGGCAUGUUCGCCUCAUGCCUCGGCGCCAAUGGGGCCGGGAGGCUCGUGGACGCCGCUACCGGUGCCGAGUACGUGCCCACCUACGAGGACAAGGACGGCGACUGGAUGCUCGUCGGAGACGUCCCCUUCAAGAUGUUCGUGGACUCGUGCAAGCGGAUCCGUCUCAUGAAGAGCUCCGAGGCUGUCAACCUAUCUCCAAGGACAUCAUCCCAAUGAUUGUUGUCGUCGACGCAUAUGCGCUACGCUGCGGCGGUUAAUUUGUCUGAAUUUGUUCACAACAACGCGCGCAAUGGAAGAGGCUUGGCUGCUCAGGUCCUCCAUGCGCCUAAUACACCGUAGGAUCAGAGUUCAGUCUGUUGCUGUGUUCUGUACAGGCCACACACCACCCAUGGGAACUUCUCUCAGUUCCAAGUGCCCCUUCUCUCGGCCGGACGGUUUGGUUUUUGGACGCCGGCGAGAAGCGCCACUUUGUCAGCUAGAUUAUUAGGCCGGCUUUUUCAGUUUCUUUCAGACUUGGUUUUCCAUGUCAGUCUUUGUUUGCCCUCGGUCAUCUUGUCUCGAGGGGUGUUGAUGUAUACAAGAAUAUGGUACAUGCUGCGUGCUGUUUCCAUUGUAAGGUCAAAGAAUACAACUGUCACUGUUCUUGCAACUUCGGUAGUCUGAUCUACUAACCCAUCGUUUCCUGA
Molecule: messenger RNA, 1188 nt
Organism: Setaria italica (foxtail millet)
Lineage: Eukaryota; Viridiplantae; Streptophyta; Magnoliopsida; Poales; Poaceae
Product: auxin-responsive protein IAA23
Exons: 4
Coding region: 179-718 (179 amino acids)
Biological process (GO): regulation of DNA-templated transcription
Cellular component (GO): nucleus
Molecular function (GO): protein binding
Source: RefSeq, a predicted model, not a curated record